CCCGUUGGGCUUUCCCCAUGCAUCGUAGCCUUUCAUUGCACGCUUGCUUGUGUUGUAAACCGCCAAACUGACAAUGAAGAAACCAAGUUGCUCUAAUGGUUAUUUCUGGCUUAUCAAUAUGUUUAUGUUGUGUUUCGCAGUGAAAUCCCAGCUGACAACUGAUUUUUACGAAUCAUCUUGUCCAAACCUUUUGAAAAUAGUUAGGAAAGAGGUCAGAAAUGCUCUCAUGAAUGAGAUGCGAAUGGGUGCUUCUUUGCUUCGUCUUCACUUCCAUGAUUGCUUUGUGAAUGGUUGUGAUGGAUCAGUACUACUGGAUGGAGGUGCUGAUAGUGAAAAGUUUGCUCUUCCAAAUGUGAACUCUCUAAGAGGAUUUGAUGUUAUAGACACAAUCAAAACAUCAGUGGAGAAUGCAUGCAACGGCACUGUCUCCUGUGCUGAUAUAUUAGCCAUUGCUGCCAGAGAUUCUGUAGUCCUUAUUGGUGGUCCCUUUUGGAGAGUUUUGCUAGGACGAAGAGAUGGAUCAAUCUCAAACGGGUCAUUGGCAAAUUCAGCUCUUCCUUCUCCCUUUGAUUCACUUGAUGUUAUUGUUUCCAAGUUCAAUGAUGUCGGCCUCAAUCUCUCUGACGCUGUUUCUUUAUCAGGUUCUCAUACCAUUGGGAGAGCAAGGUGUGCAUUGUUUAGCAACAGAUUGUUCAACUUCUCAGGAACAGGAGCACCAGACAGUACACUAGACACAGACAUGCUCUCAGAUCUUCAAAAGUUGUGUCCCCAAAAUGGAGAUGGAAACACAACCAGUGUUCUUGACAGGAAUUCACAGGAUUUAUUUGACAAUCAUUACUUCCAGAAUUUGCUGGUUGGGAAGGGCCUCCUAAGUUCUGAUCAGAUCCUAUUCUCAAGUGAUGAAGCCAAUUCAACAACCAAACCUCUGGUUCAAAUUUACAGCAAAAACACUACCCUUUUCUUUCAAGACUUUGUGAAUUCCAUGAUCAGAAUGGGUAAUAUCAAUCCAAAAACUGGCUCUAAUGGAGAGAUUAGGAAGAAUUGCAGGGUCACUAACCCAUAGUAACUUAUCAAUGAAGGGUCUUGUGAGAUGGUGAAUGAAUGUACAGGUGUGCAUGAAUAAAAAUGCAGUUGACUUUAUCCCGCAAA
Prosopis cineraria is the source of this 1149-nucleotide messenger RNA. RefSeq names its product peroxidase N. The record is from RefSeq and is a predicted model, not a curated record. Bases 74 to 1063 code for a protein of 329 amino acids. NCBI's taxonomy places the organism in Eukaryota, Viridiplantae, Streptophyta, Magnoliopsida, Fabales, Fabaceae. Gene Ontology annotation, molecular function: heme binding; peroxidase activity. The transcript has 4 exons. Gene Ontology annotation, biological process: response to oxidative stress; hydrogen peroxide catabolic process.